GUCUUGCUUAGAUUCUGGCCAUGGCCAAGUACUGCCUCAUCUGCAUCGCAUGCGCAUACGGGUUCGGACGACACGCAGAGUUCAUUCCCCAAGCGUCCCGCACAGCGGCCCUCCGCCUCAGUUUCAUUUGCCAGGUUAUCUGGUACUGGUCUAUCACGCUCGUAAAGCUAUCAGUGGCUCUACUCCUCCUACGCUUGAAACCUGGACGCGCUUGGCGGAAUUUCCUAUUCUCUAUCAUGGGAGUACUGCUUCUCAACGCCACUGUGCAGACCUUCUUCCAAUUUCUGCAGUGCCGGCCCUUCAGUUCCUACUGGGAUCCUUCUACCUUUUUCCGGCCGGGGGGUGUAAAGUGCGUACCGCGGAGCGUUAUUAUCGGGAAUAUAAUUGCAGGAAGCGCAGUACACGUCUCGACCGAUCUCAUCUUCUCUUUUGUGCCGAUUAUAUUCAUCCGGAAGCUACAUCGACCGCGCGAGGAGAAGAUAUUUCUCGGUGUUCUGAUGGGUCUCGGGCUGUUUGCGUCUUCCUUUGCCAUCUUGCGCACCGUUUGGUUGCAGUCGUUUUACACGUCAACGGAUGUCUUUCGUACGAACGUCAUGGCGACUAUUUGGGCAAUGCUGGAGCAGGAAGUUGCGCUCAUCGCUGCUACUAUACCCACUCUGAAGAGCUUCAUGCAACGUUCACUCGUGAAAGUUGGAGGCUUCUUUUAUGAUCAAGAUACUGAGACGCAGGCCCGGAAUCGGUUGGUGGAACUCGGAUUUCUGGGUACGAAUAAUGAUGAGUUCUCACAUUCGAAAAUGGGUAUGAAAAGAAAAGCGUCGAAGCCGGAUCUGGAGAUGGCCAGUAUUGGGAAUCUGACGGAUUCUAGGAAGUUGAAAGAUGAUUUUGGUGAUCCAAUCGAAAAUGGUAGAGUGACUGGAGAUAUAGGCCUUUUAUAACUUAUCUCUCUAACAGUUCGAUUCAUGUCGCCUUUCUCCAGUGCCCUGAAAACAUGAUUUGUUCUAAGUCAAUGAAUUAAUGAGGCUUGUAGACGCAAGACGCAUAAGAGUGUGCCAAGCUUCUUCACCACCUGUCUAUGCGAAGUCGAGCUUCU
Cucurbitaria berberidis CBS 394.84 is the source of this 1090-nucleotide messenger RNA. RefSeq lists its product as uncharacterized. The transcript is spliced from 2 exons. Lineage: Eukaryota; Fungi; Ascomycota; Dothideomycetes; Pleosporales; Cucurbitariaceae. The record is from RefSeq and is a predicted model, not a curated record. The coding region runs from base 21 to 935 and encodes 304 amino acids.